AUGCUAGUUUCAGCUUGUACAACAACCUGUUGCGGAAGUAGGGUAACAUCAAAGGCGAAAGAUUCUCACUUCGUGUUGUUGUAACCUUUCCAUUCUAGUUUACCAGGAAGAACUCAAGACGACAUGGUGAAGCUCACUGCUAAACUGGUGCUUGCCCGGGCCAGGGCGGCAGACUUAGAGAGCGUGAAAAAGUUAAACUGUUGGGGCAGUGAGCUGACUGAUGUGUCAGUUUUUCGUCAGAUGCCCAACAUCGAAGUUAUAAGUUUGAGUGUGAACAACAUAACGACGUUACAAGACUUCAGAUUCUGCCAGAACCUGCAGGAGCUGUACGUACGUAAGAACUGCAUCGCUGAGCUGUCGGAAAUCUGCUACCUCAAGAGCCUGCCAAAGUUACGGGUGCUGUGGUUGGCUGACAACCCCUGUGAAACAGCUGACAAAGACAAGUAUAAGAUGACAGUACUGAAAACUCUGCCAAAUCUUCAAAAGCUGGACAAUACAAUUGUAACCCCAGAAGAUGUGAACAGGGCCAUUGAGGCAGGGGAGGACCUGAAACUCCCAGAGAAGGAGAAGGAGGUCCUGUUAGAGAACGGAGGAGGCAGAUCCUCCAGCCCUGCUGACCAGGACUCUGACCCACAGCAGUCAGCCAUCGCUGUCACGCUAGAGGAGACAAAUAAAAUCCGAGAGCAGCUGGGCUUGAAGCCACUCCCUGCAGAGAAGUACACACCGAUCCAGACUAGAGCUGUCCCUUCUACUAGUAAACACAGGAAUGCCAACAUCCUAAGUGCUGUUCUGGCCCUGGUGAAGGAGCUAGACCAUGAGAGCCUAGAGACUGUCCAACAUGCAGUCAAACACAGACUGGACUCAUUCUAGAGCACAAGGACAUGAAAGUAAACUUAAAGAUAAGGUGUAGAUAAUAAGAUCAUGAUGGUUCUGAAAAGGCUUGUCUUGUACAUUUUCUGUCAGCUGUACCUUCAGUGGAGGGAAAGUUGUUGCCAUAUCCAGCCAAAUCAAGAAUACAAACUGUGCUAUCAUAAUGAGAUUAUACCUCAUUGACUCGACCUUGUACAGGGAGAGUACAAUAUGCAGUAUUCCUGGGAAUCGCUAGAUGGUGCACACAUACAAAGAAAAGCAAAAAAAAAGCAUGAUGGGACCUCACGUGAUGACGCCCCUUCCCAAUCAUCAUUAUAAUAACCUAAUAGAGAUACAUAGUGUUUUUGUUAUAUCUAAAUGAUACUUGCCAAAACAUUAACUUCUACUAGAUGAUCCAUGUUACCUGAAUUCUUGAAAGUAUGCCCACCUCACUGUUGGUUUAACAGUGUCAUUCAUUGUUGAAUGUGCAAAUAGGUCCAAAUACUAUUCUCAAGAGAUGGCUGCCAAAGAUACUAUAUAUCAAAGUAGUGAAGACAUUAUAUUUUGUACUGUCAGGGGAAAGUUGGUAUGUUCAAAGACAUACAGCAAAUAGGAAUCUGAUAUAAGUAGACACAAGCCACAUUAAAUGCUGUGUAAUUGUAAUAGGUGACCAGGAUGUUUGUAAGUCGUUUUUCUGAUAAUGUAUAAGUCGGAAACAAAAAUACUUUGCACAUGUAUAUACACGAGUGAGUACAUGUACCUACCAUAUCUGACAGAUAUGUAAACAAAUGUGGGCCACUUCAAUGGCUGUGAUAAUAUUGUGAGACAUGCUGACACAUCUAUAAAUUGUUUUUCUUUAUUUUGGAGAAAGUUCUCCUGUGGAACAAUUUGUGAAGAUUAUUUUUUAAAUUCUGACAUGGUUGAUUGGUCUAAUGCUUCUAUAGGGCAAUGAUUUUUGUUUCAUUUCUAGAGAAGAUCAUAGCCUUAAGUCACCUGUGGUGUGAGAUGUGGAAUAAGUAAGAACUUAUAGCAGCUAUAUGCUAAGGUUACAUGUAGGUGUGACAGGUUAGUUAGUGUAAUAUGGCCAGCUUACGUUGCAUGCCUGUGUAGAUGAUGUAUGUAAUGCUGAAGACUGUUAUAUACUGAACGUAAACAGAUUUCUAAGUUUGUGUACUGUACUUGCAAGAUGAAACUAAAGUUAGUCUGUUUAGCAUUGUAAAUCAAUGGGCUUAGACUCAGCUGUGUAAGACUAAUAAGACUCUUCUCAAUGUUUGCCAUAUUUAUACAUACCUGUUGAAGUUGCUGUGUCAAGAAAAUACAGUAAUGCUUUUUGUUACUAA
Branchiostoma floridae (Florida lancelet) is the source of this 2189-nucleotide messenger RNA. Its product is annotated as cilia- and flagella-associated protein 410-like. Lineage: Eukaryota; Metazoa; Chordata; Leptocardii; Amphioxiformes; Branchiostomatidae. The record is from RefSeq and is a predicted model, not a curated record. Gene Ontology annotation, molecular function: protein binding. Gene Ontology annotation, biological process: mRNA splicing, via spliceosome; cytoskeleton organization. Gene Ontology annotation, cellular component: U4/U6 x U5 tri-snRNP complex. The transcript has 9 exons. The coding region runs from base 124 to 870 and encodes 248 amino acids.